CGACGAGAAUGAAAAGCAACUUCGAGAAAGUUCCACGGUUUUAUCGAUUCAUUGAUGAUUUUCUGAGUUCAUUAACGAAGAUGAGGAUCACAGUAGGGAAAUUAAUUUAUCUUUUUAUCAUCUGCUCGAUGGUGCAGAAAAGUUGUAACAGAUACCUGGAGGGUAUGAACCUGAACCUAGGGGAUGCUUUGCAAUUCCUAAGGGAAUACGACAGCGAAGCUUCCGCGAUGUGCACCAGAGUGAUGACAGCACAGUGGAAUUUCGCUACGAACGUCACCGAAAGCAAUCGUCGAAGAAUGUUAGACGAGCAAGGGUUGAAGUUGAAAUUCGAUCGAAUUUCCUGGCGCAAAACUGUCAGUUUUGCUUGGAGCCGAAUACCGGAUCCUCUGGCGAGAAGAGAACUUAGGAUGAUUGCUAUAAGAGGGAGGAAUUCCCUGACAGAUGACAAAUUCAACGAGCUGCACAGUCUGAUUGUUGAAAUGAAAGAAAUAUACACGAGAACGAGAUUGUGUCCUUAUAAGACGAUAGGUUCCAAUUGCAAUCUAAGUUUGGAUCACGAUGUCAGUAAAAUAAUGGCACGAUCAAAGGAUUACGAUGAAUUGCUGUACUAUUGGCACGCUUGGCACGAGGCCACUGGACCUCAGCUUAAAAACAAAUACAUGAGAUACGUUCAGCUGGCAAAUCAGGCAGCCAAAUUAAACGGAUUUGAAGAUGCUGGUGACCAAAUGAAAGAACUCUUCGAGGACGAGUAUUUUCAACAAAAUGCAGCAGACGUGAUGUCAGCGAUAAUGCAUCUGUAUAAAAAUCUGUUCACAUACGUGAGAACAAAAUUAUUCGAGAGAUAUGGCGACAGGAUUCGAAGGGAUGGUCCACUUCCGGCGCACAUCUUGGGAAACAUGUGGGCUCAAAAUUGGGAGGAAUUGUUCGAUUUGGUUCAGCCGUUUCCGGCAAGCAAAAGACUGGAUGUCACUUUGGAUAUGAUGAUUCAAGGAUUCACCCCAUUAAGGAUGUUCCAAAUAGCAGAGGAAUUCUUUACUUCCCUUGGAAUGAAACCAAUGCCCCCAGAAUUCUGGAGAUUCUCAAUGUUUGAGAAACCUAUCGACAGAGAAGCAAAGUGCACACCCAGUGCUUGGGACUUCUGCAACAGAAUUGACUACAGGAUAAAACAGUGUACAAGGGUUACGAUGGAGGAUCUGCUAUCAACUCAUCACGAGAUUGCUAAAUUACAAUAUUAUUUGCAAUACAGAGAUCAACCGUUACUAUUUCGAAACGAAGCAAUUCCAGGAUUUUUCGAAGCAGUCAGCGAUGCCAUUGAAUUAUCUGCCUUUACACCCAAACAUUUAAGCAAACUUGGUUUGUAUGAUAAUUCCACGGAUGAUUAUGGGACCGAUAUUAAUUUUUUGAUGCUGAUGGCUCUUCGCAAAAUUGCCUAUAUGCCAUUUGCUUAUAUAGUCGAUGAGUGGAGGUGGCGUGUGUUCAAUGAGGGUGUUACCGAUAUGACGAACAAAUGGUGGGAAUUAAGGCUACAGUAUCAAGGAAUCGUACCACCUGUGCCACGAUCUGAAAGAGAUUUUGAUCCUGCUUCAAAAUACCACAUCCCAGCAGAUGCUCUUUAUGCCAAAUACUUUGUUAGUAUCGUCCUACAAUUUCAACUGUACGAGUCUUUAUGCGAAAUAUCAGGUCACACAGGUGACCUACACACCUGUGAUUUUUAUAGAUCACGAGAGGCUGGACGAUUACUGUCGGAUGUGUUAUCAAUUGGUUCAUCCAGAACAUGGAAGGCGGUUGUACGAGAAAUGACACGAGGCAGAACAAAUAGAAUGGACGCUGGUGCAAUGUUAAGGUAUUUUGAGCCCUUGAACCAAUGGCUAAAACGACAAAAUGAAAUGGAACCAGUUGUUGGCUGGAUUACAAAUCGCGAAGACACAGCGUUAUUUUUUCACUGGUACCAAAAUGGAGCUCAGCAAGUCACGUCGGGCUUAUUUGUUUCAUUGGUUUUAAUCGCUGCACAGAUUUCAGUAUAUUAAUAACAAUCUAUCAAUUGAAAUGUUACUGUAUAAAGGAAACGAAAAUGUAUGUACAUACCCCGAAGAAACUUAGACUAGAAAAAUACGAAAUAAAGUAUCUGCAUGUAAUUACAUUUGACCAGUGAAGUCAAGAAAUAGAAAUAAUAUUUAUAUAUUUAUUGUACGAU
Messenger RNA from Osmia bicornis bicornis, 2194 nucleotides. RefSeq names its product angiotensin-converting enzyme-like. Gene Ontology annotation, cellular component: plasma membrane. Gene Ontology annotation, biological process: proteolysis. The record is from RefSeq and is a predicted model, not a curated record. Gene Ontology annotation, molecular function: metallopeptidase activity; peptidyl-dipeptidase activity. Lineage: Eukaryota; Metazoa; Arthropoda; Insecta; Hymenoptera; Megachilidae.